AUGAAUACCCCACAGAUCAGUUUGUAUGAACCAGGGACAGUAUUGACCGUUGGGUCGCAUCACGCCAAGAUUAUCAAGUACCUCACGAGUGGUGGAUUUGCUCAGGUUUAUUCUGCUGAAAUUUCGCCUCCUGAUGCGUAUAGCAGUGCUAAUAAAGCAUGUUUAAAACGAGUUAUUGUUCCAGAUAAGCAGGGUUUGAAUACCUUGAGAGCUGAAGUGGACGCUAUGAAGCUCUUGAAAAAUAAUAAACAUGUGGUUUCUUACAUAGACUCACAUGCUGCGAAGUCCGUAAAUGGUGUAGCAUAUGAAGUAUUUGUAUUAAUGGAAUAUUGUGAACGUGGUGGUCUUAUAGACUUUAUGAACACCAGAUUAAAGAAUAGAUUACAAGAGUCAGAAGUGUUGGAAAUCAUGAGCCAGACCGUCCAGGGAAUUGUUGCCAUGCAUGCUCUACAACCUCCUUUAAUUCAUAGAGAUAUCAAGAUCGAGAAUGUACUUAUUUCUCACGAAGGCCUUUAUAAAGUUUGUGAUUUUGGUUCCGUUUCUGGAGUAAUAAGGCCACCCAAAAAUCCACAGGAGUUUAACUAUGUUCAGCAUGAUAUCUUAACAAAUACUACAGCUCAAUACAGAUCGCCUGAAAUGAUCGAUUUAUACAGAGGUUUACCCAUUGAUGAAAAGUCUGAUAUUUGGGCUCUAGGUGUCUUCCUUUAUAAAAUAUGCUACUAUACUACGCCAUUUGAGAAAAGUGGUGAAACUGCUAUACUACAUGCUAGAUACCAAUAUCCAUCUUUUCCCCAAUAUAGUGACAGGUUGAAAAAUUUGAUACGUUUAAUGUUGAUGGAAGCUCCAUCUCAGAGGCCAAACAUUUGUCAAGUUUUAGAGGAAGUUUCCAGACUACAGAAUAGGUCUUGCCCGAUCAGAAAUUUCUAUUUGUUAAGAGCUAUGAAUCAAAAUGCACAUUUGGCGUCUGAAUCAACUUCUAUGGCAUUUAUACCAGCACAGCAACAUAUCUCUCAGCAUAGUUUUCAAAAUAUUAAGGGAAUGACUAAUAUUGUCCCUUUAACUAAUAUCAAGACUGCCCCGAAUUUAGACUCGGUAUCAAAAUUCAUGAAUAACAACGACAGAAUAGAGCCUAUGUCACAACUUCACACUCAAAAACUCCAAACUGAUCCGAAUAUUUUAAAUCCGUUAACGAAAACCAAAUCCGUUCCACUCUCUGAUGAUUUUACAUCGCUAUACUACAAAGAAUUGCAUCCUUUUCAAAAGUCACACACUUUCAAAUCAGUAGAGAGCUUCCAAUCCCCACAAAGAAAAUACAUUCCAUCAUCUCCACCCCCAAUCAAUAGCAACAAUUAUGAUAGAGUUUCUACAAUAAAUCGUCCAAAUAACUAUGUCGACUCAGAGACGCAAACUUUAGAUAGUAUGGCUACUCCCAACUUGAAACCAUCCCCUAUUACUACUAAUAAAACAACAAGCUUCUCGAAAGAGUCUACUGUUGCAGAAAAUGUAACUGGAGGAAGUAUUGUACGUUCGCUAAGUUCUAAACUAAAAAGAGUUAUCACAGGAGAAUCCCGCAGUAGCUCUCCGACCAAAUCGAGGCAGAAUACUGGCGACAGUAUUAGAUCGGCAUUUGGCAUACUUCGUCAUGGCUUUACUGGAAGUUCAAUAAAUAACAAUAGGUCAACCUCCUUUGACAAUAAUAACGGCAACAACAACGGCAAUAGUGUGAGUAGACGACUAACUUCGUCGUCGUCAAAUCCGCCCUCUUCCAAUUUUAGCUCAGACACUAAAAGACAAGAGGAGUUGGAUAAGAAACGGAAGUUGGAACAUCGUCGCAGCAUGCCGCCUUCGAUAUUAUCAGAUUUUGAUCAACACGAAAGAAAUAACUCAAGAACCGGAUCAAGAGAUUAUUACAGAUCCCAUUCCCCAGUGAAAAAAUCACAAACGAUGCCUACCACAACAGCGAGACCCACUCUAAAAUCGAGUAAUAGCGAUAUUAACGUAAACCAAGAUAAAAAGGAAUCAAUUCAAAGAAGAGUUCAUAACUUACUAAAUAAUUCUGAAGAUUCCUUGGGGUAUAAGUCUGCCUCAGGGUAUGGUAAAUAUACAGAUACCGAGGCAGAAAAGUCUAAUCGACAGUCCAGCGUAAGAAUAACACCAAUCAGUGAGGAAAGAUUUAAUAACUAUCAUACUAGUAAUGCAAUGAGCGAUCAUACUAGUAGCAAUGACAAGCCUAAAUCAAGACCACCACGCCCGCCACCAAAACCGUUGCAUUUAAGAACAAAAAUUCCUAAUACAAGAUGUUCCAGUCAUUUGCAAUCAAGGAGACCCCCAGAGGAAAGAAUUUCUAGUGAAGCCACCGAAACGAUUGUUGAUGUUAAUGUGGACGACUUGGAAGCUGAUUUCAGAAAGCGGUUUCCCAGCAAAGUGUAA
Messenger RNA from Saccharomyces eubayanus, 2430 nucleotides. RefSeq names its product serine/threonine protein kinase PRK1 (gene PRK1). NCBI's taxonomy places the organism in Eukaryota, Fungi, Ascomycota, Saccharomycetes, Saccharomycetales, Saccharomycetaceae. Gene Ontology annotation, biological process: protein autophosphorylation; actin cortical patch assembly; peptidyl-threonine phosphorylation. The record is from RefSeq and is a predicted model, not a curated record. The transcript has a single exon. Gene Ontology annotation, molecular function: ATP binding; protein serine/threonine kinase activity. The coding region runs from base 1 to 2430 and encodes 809 amino acids. Gene Ontology annotation, cellular component: cytoplasm.